AUGACGAAGGUCUCAGGCAAGCAGAAGCAGUCGUACCAGGCACCACUGAACUACACGACUGAUAAAGAAGCCACCGGUACUGUCGAAAUAUUUGACACCGCUGCACCUGCAACAAGCGAAAAGGCAGAGCCUGCCGCCAAAGCCAAGCUGCACCUCGAGCGCGCCAAAAUGUGCAGUGUCACAUCCGCUCCUGUCGAGGACAUCACGAGUCGCUUGAGCGGUGGCAACUUCGGUGAUAUCACUGUCGAUGGCAGCAAAGACACUCAUCCGAACGGUCACCGCGAAUUGUCCCAGUUGCGCGAACUCCUCACCAAAGUCCUGGAUUUCCAGACAAAGCAGCUGGCCAUCGACGAACGCAUCCUCCAACUGAAAGAGAAUACUCCUCAGAAGGGCGCCGACGGGAACGCCGAAAUGUCGGCCAAUAAUGUUCGAGUGAUGGAGACUGUGAUUGAACAGAAGACAAAUGAGAAGUUUCGAGAUAUCUCCAUCAAAUUCGAGGAAAUGACUAAGAAGCUCAAUAAAUCCGAGAAGCGCAAUGAGCAGCUGGAGUCCGAGCUCGAAGCGCUGAAGACCAAGAUGAAGAAGAGUGCAGGCGGCAAUCAACGUCCCAGCAUGACCCAGCACCACCGCAUCGUGAGUCGCGUGGCAGAUCUUGAGAAGAAGCAGAAACAAACGACGGAACUAAGCCGCAACGUCGAACUUCUCGAGCUCCAGUCCCAAGUUCAAAGACAAGUCAACCAGCUUGAGUCGACUGCCGCUGCCGAUUAUGACUACUUGACCAGGAAAGUCGAACGCCUAGAGUCAGACGUCAGCGCACAGGAGACCCUCGUCUCGUUGCAUGGCCCGAGACUUGUCGCGAUGAACGGCAGAGUUGAAGAGUUGCGAAAUGCGGAGUCCAGGAUCAAGAUGCUGGAGAUGAACGCGGAAGCCUCGACGGCUGAUUGGAAGAGAGAGAUAAAGAACUUAACAGAGUGGGUCUGGGAUCUCGGCGACUUUGAGGAUGGACUGGAUAUCAAGACGAGAGAAUGGCUAGCCGAGCUGAAUGAUCGGAUCAGGGUCGUGCAGCGAGAGUCGGGCCAUGCGAAAUACGACCGUGUCAGCGCUCGCAAGCUGUGGAGUUACGAAGACCUCAUGGCUACUGGAAGAGAGCGACGAGGAGACUAAUUUGGCUUCAAUGUUGAACUUUUUGGCUUGAAAGUCGACGAGGUGACUAAUUUGGCCUUAUGUUUCAUGAACUUCUUGGCGUGCAAGUCAACGAGGUGUAGCGUAAUGGCAGAAGUAUGAGGACAGCGACGGGAGGAGACUCAACAACAGCGUGUCAGCGUCAGCAUAGUGUCAAGCUAGGAUAGCGAGUGGGAAAGAGGGUACUCAGACCCG
Molecule: messenger RNA, 1377 nt
Organism: Pseudocercospora fijiensis CIRAD86
Lineage: Eukaryota; Fungi; Ascomycota; Dothideomycetes; Mycosphaerellales; Mycosphaerellaceae
Exons: 1
Coding region: 1-1164 (387 amino acids)
Source: RefSeq, a predicted model, not a curated record